AUGGUGAGGGCAAGGAAACGUCAGCGAGGGGAAUGCGAUGAAAAGGAGAAGGAGACCAACACAUUCCCAUCGACAGGGGGCGAGGGGGGAGAGUCCAUGAUAGGGGAGAUGCAACUGAAACGCGCGACUACGGACAAGCGAAUGACAAAUCGACAGAAGUGUCUGGUUCUUGGUUUACGCAGCAUCUCCAGUAAAGAUCGUCAUUUGCUGACGGACAUUCGUGGCCUGAUGCCACACUCGCGGGAACAUCCCAAAAUUGGUCGAACUCAUAAACUUGGGGAUGAUUUGGUGGAGCUUUGCUCGCUUCAUCAAUGCAAUAGUUUCCUUUUAAUUGAGGCUCACCGGCAUGACAUUAGUUACAUGUGGAUUGCCCAGUCCCCUCACGGCCCCAGUGUGAAGCUGCAAUUAACGAAUGUGCACACUGCAGAUGAGCUUCGGAUGGCGGGAAACUGUUUGAAGUACAGUCGUCCUCUUCUUCACUUUGACCGGGAAUUCGAAACACAUCCUCACCUUCGUGUGGUGAGGUCCCUCCUUCAGAUGACAUUUAACACGCCCCGCUACCAUCCAAAGUCUAAGCCAUUUAUCGAUCACAUCAUUUGUUUCUUUUAUCUGGAUCAUCAU
Molecule: messenger RNA, 621 nt
Organism: Trypanosoma cruzi
Lineage: Eukaryota; Euglenozoa; Kinetoplastea; Trypanosomatida; Trypanosomatidae
Product: ribosome biogenesis protein, putative
Exons: 1
Biological process (GO): ribosomal large subunit assembly; rRNA processing
Cellular component (GO): nucleolus
Molecular function (GO): rRNA binding
Source: RefSeq, a predicted model, not a curated record